AGGCAUGUGUCGCUCCCCAAGGCCAUCGCACGGCAUGCUCCGAACGAGCUGAUGACCGAGGAUGAGUGGAGGGCCCUUGGUGUCAAGCAGUCGCAAGGAUGGGAACACUACAUGAUUCACAGUCCAGAGCCACAUGUCCUGCUGUUUAAACGCGAGAAAGAUUACCAGGCCAAGUAA
Messenger RNA from Gamsiella multidivaricata, 177 nucleotides. RefSeq names its product regulatory subunit of cyclin-dependent kinase. Gene Ontology annotation, molecular function: protein kinase binding; cyclin-dependent protein serine/threonine kinase activator activity; histone binding. The record is from RefSeq and is a predicted model, not a curated record. NCBI's taxonomy places the organism in Eukaryota, Fungi, Mortierellomycota, Mortierellomycetes, Mortierellales, Mortierellaceae. Gene Ontology annotation, biological process: regulation of mitotic cell cycle. The annotation marks the transcript as partial. Gene Ontology annotation, cellular component: cyclin-dependent protein kinase holoenzyme complex; SCF ubiquitin ligase complex. The transcript is spliced from 2 exons.